Messenger RNA from Schistocerca nitens (vagrant locust), 1490 nucleotides. RefSeq lists its product as uncharacterized. The record is from RefSeq and is a predicted model, not a curated record. The transcript has a single exon. Gene Ontology annotation, cellular component: cytoplasm. Bases 1 to 837 code for a protein of 278 amino acids. Gene Ontology annotation, biological process: multicellular organism development; proteasome-mediated ubiquitin-dependent protein catabolic process. Gene Ontology annotation, molecular function: ubiquitin protein ligase activity; zinc ion binding; ubiquitin conjugating enzyme binding. NCBI's taxonomy places the organism in Eukaryota, Metazoa, Arthropoda, Insecta, Orthoptera, Acrididae.
AUGGGCGACGGCGCAGUGGAUGUGACAGAGGAGACGCCAGAGUCCCUGGAGACGGUGCUGCAGAGCCUGCGGUGCCCCGGUUCGUGCGGCCGGCUGAUGGCGGCGCCCAUCCGGCUGUGCACGGAGGGCCACAGCGUGUGCGCGCGCCACCACCGCGGCGCCUGCCCGCUCUGCGGAGACCUGGUGCUCGAGCUGCGCGACUCGCGGCUCGAGGCGGUGGCGCGCGCGGUGCGCGACGCGCCCUGCCAGAACCGCGCGCGCGGCUGCCAGUACCGCGCGGGCCUCGACGCGCUCGUGCGCCACCAGCGCUGCUGCGACGCGCGCCUCGCGCCCUGCGCGCUGCCCGGCUGCGCGUGGCGCGCGCCUCCCCACCACCUGGCCGCGCACGUCGCCGACGCGCACGCUGAGCGCGCACUGCCCGCCGGCUGCCACCUGGACGCGGGCGCGCUCUUGCGCGUCGACCGCGGCCACCGGCUCAUCGUCGCCGACUCGGGAGACGUCUUCGUCUUCCGCUACCGGCUCGACUCGGGCGGCGCUCGCCUGCUCGCCGCACUGCACUACGUCGGCCUGCACGAGAACGCCUCCAACUUCCGGUUCAGCUUCGAACUGACGUCUGCAGCGGGCACUGUGAGGCAAGUGCUGCCUGUCGCACCGGCGCCCGAAGACGAACCUCUCCCGGAGGACGAACCCUUCUGCCUGGAGAAGAGUGCCAUAGUGGAAGGUGAAGAGCUGCACAGAAUUCUCAAUGACGCCGAUGUUAAAUGUGUUGUCAGAGUGAGGCAGGUGAAAUGCCUCAGUGCUCUUCCCAGCAGAAGGACUUCUGUGCCCUGGUUCUGACGACAGUGAUCAAAGACCGAAUAACUUUUGAAUUCAUUAUGGGAGUGACAGUGGUCAAUGUGUUAUAAAUAUUUACUAUCAAAAACAGUCUUGAUCACAAUUUAUAUGUUAUGGUGAAUGGUUCGACCACUACUGUGGUCAUCUUCAGACCAACAAGUAAGAACCUCCUUCUGCUGGAGAACCACUCACCAUAAUAAAUAAAUUGUGAUCAAGACUGUUUUUGAUAGUAAAGACCUAAUAACUAUCGGAAUGAGUGACACUUCUGAUUCCAGUAUGUCACCUGGAAUUAUUGUACCAGAUGACUUCUCAAUGAGUAAUGUCUCAAAUAACAGCUUUCCUGUACUCUUACAACAUGAAUGAUGCUCAGUUAUCUGGUAAUGCACCCAGUUCGAGGUCUGACAUACAAUUAUGUAUUUAUUAGGGAUAUUAGCAGUAGGAAUAAUAUGAAUGAAUGAUGUGAAAGAUCUCCUCCUUUUCCUCGCUACAGGAUGAUUCAUUUGCUGCUACCCAUAGUUUUUAUGCAAAUCGCAAUGUCUUCAAGUACCAUGCACAAAAUUUUCAUAUUUUCUCCCUUGCAGCAUCCAAACUAUUAGUGCUGUAGGACCUUUUUUGUAGCAAAUUUAGUUUAAUCAAAUUCUGUACUGUGAUACAUU